This is a messenger RNA of Triplophysa rosa, 3111 nucleotides long. It is a transcript of the gene rxfp2b, whose product is annotated as relaxin family peptide receptor 2b. The record is from RefSeq and is a predicted model, not a curated record. Gene Ontology annotation, cellular component: membrane. Gene Ontology annotation, biological process: G protein-coupled receptor signaling pathway. Lineage: Eukaryota; Metazoa; Chordata; Actinopteri; Cypriniformes; Nemacheilidae. Gene Ontology annotation, molecular function: G protein-coupled receptor activity; protein binding. The coding region runs from base 206 to 2458 and encodes 750 amino acids. The transcript has 18 exons.
CAAGCUCUACGUUUAAGAGAUGACAGAUCGCCACCUGCAUUCCCGUCCGUACCCCAAGCAUUUGUGCGUGUGUGCUCGCGCGUUCACAGAACACGCGCGCCGGUGUCAAGACGCGUUUGAUGGACACUGUCUGGACAAAGCAUUUGUGUUUGGAUAAAAUGUAGUUGGACACGUAAAUGUAUACACACACUGCCUCGGAGCUACAAUGAGAUCUGAAAAAUCCGGUUUUUCAUUGGAUUUAAUUCUGAUAUGGAUGUUUUCAGCUUUAUCGAUAUCAACGAUCAAAGCAGCUGGGCUGGACAGCAGGCCUGUUCAAGAAUGUCCGCUGGGUCACUUUCCAUGUGGGAAUGUGAGCAUUUGUUUGCCGCAGGUUCUUCACUGCAACGGCCAAAAUGACUGUCCUAAUGGAGCUGAUGAGGAAAACUGUGGGGAUAACAGUGGUUGGGCAGACCUCUUUGACCGGACAUUUAGACGGGUUUUUCCGCAAGACCUGGCAACAGACUGCCAUGUGGAGCAGUUCCCUCAUCUCUGUCAGUGCAUUAAUACAGAGGUUGACUGCGUGCGUGUCAGUUUGAAGUCCAUUCCGCAGGUGUCAACAAACGUUACCUCCCUGUCCUUGAAGAGCAAUGAGAUUCGCAUAAUACCUGAUGAGGCUUUCAUCAAAUACAUCCAUCUACAGAGACUAUUUCUCCAGGAUAAUUGCAUUGGCACUGUUUAUCCUGAGGCGUUUACUGGGUUAUACAGACUGCAGAAACUGUCACUGAGCCAGAACUGCAUCUCUUUGCUUCCUCCUGACGUGUUCCGUGAUCUUCAUAAACUCAAGUGGUUAAUUUUGGAUGACAAUCCUAUCACAACAAUUACAGUAAACGCAUUUACCGGCCUGAAUUCCCUGUUUUUCCUAUCAAUGGUGAACACGUCUAUGGAACAGCUGCCUUCUGCCAGACUCUGCACCCACAUGCCCUUCCUCAGCUGGCUGGACUUUGAGGCCAACCGCAUAAAGACUGUGAGCAUGUCAACCUUUCUCACUUGUGAACAUCUAACCGUGCUAUCACUGAGAGAUAAUCUCAUCAAGACUUUGCCAGAGAACACUUUUCAUGACCUGCGCAUGCUGGGAGACCUGGAUUUGUCCAUAAACCAACUACAGGCACUGCCAGUCAGUAUAUUCAGGGAUUUGUCUUCAUUGCAAAUUCUGAAUCUAUCCCAAAACCCAAUGGACCACAUUCACCCAGGUCAAUUUGACCAUCUACUUCAGCUUCAAUCUCUUGGCCUGGAGGGAGUAGAGAUACCAAACAUCCAGACGCGAAUGUUUUGGCCCAUGGCUAACCUUUCCUACAUAUAUUUCAAGAAGUUCCAGUACUGCUCUUACGCCCCACACCUGCGCAAGUGUAAACCCAACUCAGAUGGGCUCUCGUCUUUUGAAGAUCUGCUGGCUAACGUUGUCCUGCGUGUAUUUGUCUGGGUCAUGGCUUUCAUCACCUGUUUCGGGAACCUCUUCGUCAUUGGGAUGCGUACGGUCCUGCGGGCCGAAAACAACCUGCAUGCUCUGUGCAUUAAAGUUUUGUGCUGUGCAGAUUGCCUGAUGGGGGUCUAUCUGUUCUUUCUGGGGGUCUUUGAUGUGAAGUUUCGCGGCGAGUACAACAAGAACGCUAAGCUUUGGAUGGACAGCCUGGAGUGUCACGUCAUUGGCUUCCUGGCUAUGCUGUCCUCUGAAGUUUCCGUCAUGUUGCUCACUUACUUGACCAUGGAGAAAUUUCUCGUCAUUGUUUUUCCUUUUAGCCACUUGAGACCGAGCAAGCGUCAAACUUUCGCUGUCCUGAUCUCUAUAUGGCUCCUGGGUAUCUCCAUAGCUGCAGUGCCUCUGCUCAAUGAAGAGAUGUUUGGAAAUUACUAUGGACACAAUGGAGUGUGUUUUCCCCUUCAUUCAGAGCGUCUGGAAAAGCCCAUUGCUAAAGGAUAUUCCACUGGCAUUUUUCUUGGACUUAACCUGGUGGCCUUCCUCAUCAUUGUCAUCUCCUACUCCAGUAUGUUUUACUCCAUCUACAAGACAGGCAUCAAUGCAUCGGAGCUGCGCGGUCGGCUGCACAGGGAUGUGGCCAUGACCCACCGUUUCUUCUUUAUUGUGUUCUCUGGUGCCCUCUGCUGGAUUCCUAUAUUCCUGGUCAAAAUCCUCUCGCUGCUACAAGUUGAGAUGCCAGGAACCAUCACGUCAUGGGUUGUGGUCUUCAUCCUCCCCAUCAACAGUGCCUUAAAUCCCAUCCUGUACACGCUGACCACCAGCUUCUUCAGAGAGCAGGUGGAACUUUUAUGGUGCCAUUGGCAGAGGCAACCAAAGCUCAAACCGGACCGCAAAAGCCUCACCAGUUCUGUUAUGUACAUAGACCCAUCGAGAUCUUCCUACUACCAUCGCAGCUACAUUCCACAGACGUCUAUUUUAGGCAUAAAUGCCAGCUAUAGAUGAGGGUGCCCUGCAUAAGCAGAUACACAGAGUUAAAAAAGUGCAAGAGACUUUAAAGGCGUUUUUAAAGCUCUUUGGUGUUCCACUGGAAACGUCUUAGCGUCAUGGACUGAGAUCGGAACUGUUCUCGUGAAGCAGUAAUGGUCCUUCACGUUGUAGGUUUGUGCUUGAUCGUGCAUCUGAAGAUGUGGUUGGACAUGGCAAAUGAAGAGAAAGCACUGUUUGUUAACAAACCAAAAUGGAUGAAUCUUCUGCUAUCUCACUUUUUAGUCAGUUUUCGUCUGAUCAAUGUGAGAGAUGUGCCUAGACAGAGUGCUGGUUGUCUCAUGUGAACUAAAUGAAGUGGACAGAUAUUUGUAUAUAUGAUGUAUCAUUUCUGUAUGUGUCAUUUAGGUUGUCUAAGAAACAAUUGUCUGGCGUUGAUUUUUUUUACAAAACAUUAAUGUAACCUUCUCCUUAAUUCAUUUUUGUUUUUUAAGGCAGUCAGAGAUAUUAUGUGGUUCACAUUAUUUUUACUCUUGUUGACUCUAGCAGUAGCAAGAAUGUAAAACUGACUCGUGUUUUCAAUUCAUACAGUUUACAUUCCUCCAGUUUUAUACGUUUUACAAGCUAUAAUAAAGUUUGUUUUCAUCACAGUUGUUUUAAAAGUCCCGUUA